Cololabis saira (Pacific saury) is the source of this 9837-nucleotide messenger RNA. It is a transcript of the gene tln2b, whose product is annotated as talin 2b. The coding region runs from base 161 to 7819 and encodes 2552 amino acids. Gene Ontology annotation, biological process: cell-cell adhesion. The record is from RefSeq and is a predicted model, not a curated record. Gene Ontology annotation, cellular component: ruffle; plasma membrane; focal adhesion. NCBI's taxonomy places the organism in Eukaryota, Metazoa, Chordata, Actinopteri, Beloniformes, Belonidae. The transcript has 57 exons. Gene Ontology annotation, molecular function: structural constituent of cytoskeleton; integrin binding; actin filament binding.
CUGCUUGCAGAGGUCAGAGUGAACAUACUCCUCAUUUUCUGCAAGAUGCCAGCAGAAAGACUGUAUCAUCUGAUUCAAGGAUAUUUCUUCCACAAAGUUCUGCUUUACACAGAAGCUCAAAGGUGUGCAGGUCGGUGAGGCCUUGAGACUACCCACCAAGAUGGUGGCCUUGUCACUAAAGAUUUGUGUACGCCAGUGCAAUGUGGUGAAGACGAUGCAGUUCGAGCCGUUCACCCCUGUGUACGAUGCCUGCCGGAUCAUCAGGGAGAGAGUUCCAGAAGCCCAGACGGGACAAGCUUCAGAUUAUGGCUUGUUCCUGUCUGACGAUGAUCCCAGGAAAGGAAUCUGGCUGGAGUCUGGAAGAACCCUGGAUUACUACAUGCUGCGAAAUGGAGAUGUCUUGGAGUAUAAAAAGAAACAGAGGCCUCAAAAGAUCAAAAUGCUGGAUGGUGCAGUAAAAACCAUCAUGGUGGAUGACUCAAAAACAGUUGGGGAGCUGCUUGUCACCAUAUGCAGCCGAAUAGGAAUCACCAACUAUGAGGAGUACUCGCUCAUCCAAGAGUUGACGGAGGACAAAAAGGAAGAUGGGAUGGGGACGCUGAAGAAAGAUCGAACUCUUUUGCAGCGAGAUGAGAGGAAAAUGGAGAAGCUCAAAGCCAAACUCCACACAGAUGAUGAUCUGAACUGGUUGGAUCACAGCAGGACAUUCAGGGAGCAGGGAGUGGAGGAGAGUGAGACCCUACUGCUCAGGCGCAAGUUCUUCUAUUCAGACCAGAAUGUGGAUUCGCGGGAUCCCGUCCAGCUAAACUUGCUGUAUGUUCAGGCGAGGGAUGACAUAUUGAAUGGAUCCCACCCUGUCUCCUUUGAUAAAGCCUGUGAGUUUGCAGGCUUCCAAGCCCAGAUCCAGUUCGGCCCCCACGUGGAACACAAACACAAGCCUGGAUUCCUGGACCUGAAGGAGUUCCUACCUAAAGAAUAUGUCAAGCAGAGAGGGUCCGAGAAGAAAAUAUUCCAAGACCAUAAAGACUGUGGGGAGAUGACAGAGAUCGAGGGAAAAGUCAAAUACGUGAAGCUUGCAAGGUCCCUGCAGACAUAUGGAGUGUCCUUCUUUCUGGUUAAGGAAAAGAUGAAGGGUAAAAAUAAGCUGGUCCCACGGUUGCUGGGGAUAACCAAAGAGUCGGUGAUGCGGGUUGAUGAGAAGACGAAGGAUGUGGUGCAGGAAUGGCCCCUCACAACGGUCAAGAGAUGGGCGGCCUCCCCCAAGAGUUUCACCUUGGAUUUUGGAGAGUACCAGGAAAGUUACUACUCAGUCCAGACUACAGAAGGAGAACAGAUAUCCCAACUUAUCGCUGGAUACAUCGACAUCAUUCUUAAAAAGAAGCAGAGCAAAGAUCGAUUUGGCCUGGAGGGAGAUGAGGAAUCCACCAUGCUGGAGGAAUCAGUUUCCCCUAAGAGAUCCACAAUUUUGCAGCAGCAGUUCAAUCGGGUAGGCCGCGUAGAGCAUGGAUCGGUAGCCAUACCGGGCAUAAUACGCUCAGGCUCCAUUGGAGGCCCUGACACCUUCAACGUGGGGUCCAUGCCCACUGCCCAGCAGCAAAUCACCACGGGGCAAAUGCACCGGGGACACAUGCCCCCACUGAGUCUUGCCCAACAGGCCUUGAUGGGAACCAUCAACAGCAGUAUGCAGGCGGUCCAGCAGGCCCAGGCUGACCUGGGACAUGUCGAUCAUCUGCCUCCACUGGGCCACGACUUGGCAUCCAGAGUUUGGGUUCAGAACAAAGUGGAUGAAUCCAAACAUGAAAUCCACUCUCAGGUUGAUGCCAUCACCGCAGGAACAGCAUCCGUGGUCAAUCUCACGGCCGGUGAGCCCACAGAGACUGACUACACAGCCGUGGGCUGCGCCAUCACCACCAUCUCCUCCAACCUCACAGAGAUGUCUAAGGGUGUCAAGCUGCUCGCGGCACUAAUGGAUGAUGAGGUGGGGAGCGGACACAAGCUCAUGGGCGCUGCCAGGAUGCUUGCGGGAGCUGUGUCAGAUCUGCUCAGAUCUGUUGAGCCUGCAGCCGCCGAGCCCAGACAGACGGUGCUGACUGCAGCAGGAAGCAUUGGACAAGCCAGCGGGGACCUGCUCCGUCACAUGGGGGAGGGCGAGACUGAUGAGAAGUUCCAGGACACCCUGAUGAAUCUGGCUAAAGCGGUGGCCAAUGCAGCUGCUAUGUUAGUCCUGAAGGCCAAGAACGUGGCCCAGGUGGCCGAGGACACCAUAUUGCAGAACCGAGUGAUCGCAGCUGCCACUCAGUGUGCCCUUUCCACCUCGCAGCUGGUAGCCUGCACCAAGGUGGUGAGUCCAACCAUCAGCUCCCCAGUGUGUCAGGAGCAGCUUGUUGAGGCUGGGAAACUGGUGGACCGUUCUGUUGAGACCUGCGUAAAAGCUUGCCGCUCGGCCAAUGACGACGGCGAAUUGCUGAAACAAGUCGCUGCAGCAGCUGGGGUGGUCAGCCAGGCCCUCAGCGACCUUCUGCAACACGUCCGUCACUACGCCAGCUGCGGAGAGCCCAUCGGACGCUACGACCAGGCCACAGACACGAUUAUGAACGUGACUGAAAAUAUUUUCACUUCCAUGGGUGAUGCUGGUGAAAUGGUGCGACAGGCCAGGGUGUUAGCCCAGGCCACCUCUGAUUUGGUCAAUGCAAUGAGGUCAGACGCCGAGGCAGAAGUUGAUGUUGACAACUCGAAAAAGCUGCUCGCUGCAGCCAAACUCCUGGCUGAUGCCACCGCUCGGAUGGUGGAAGCUGCUAAGGGUGCAGCCGCCUAUCCAGAGAACGAGGACCAGCAGCAGAGGCUAAGGGAGGCGGCCGAGGGGCUACGUGUUGCUACAAACGCUGCAGCUCAGAAUGCAAUAAAGAAAAAACUAGUUAACAGGCUAGAGAUAGCAGCUAAGCAGGCGGCGGCUGCUGCCACACAGACCAUCGCAGCUGCCCAAAAUGCUGCUGCUUCCAACAAAAAUACUGCUUCACACCAGCAGUUAGUGCACAGCUGCAAGGCAGUAGCAGAUAGUGUACCCCAAUUGGUGCAAGGAAUGAGGAGCAGCCAGGCUCAGCCUGAGGAGCUUGGCCCGCAGCUUACCCUUAUCAUGGCCAGUCAGAGCUUUUUGCAGCCUGGGAGUAAGAUGGUGGCAUCAGCAAAGUCAGCAGUUCCAACGGUGGCUGACCAGGCUGCCGCUAUGCAACUAGGCCAGUGUGCCAAGAAUUUAGCAACCUGCUUAGCGGAGCUCAGGACCGCCACCCAGAAGGCCCAUGAAGCUUGUGGUCCUCUGGAGAUAGACUCAGCUCUCAAGACUGUACAGACCCUCAAGAGUGAGCUUCAGGAUGCCAAGAUGUGUGUGAUUGAUGGCCAACUCAAGCCUCUGCCUGGAGAAACACUGGAAAAAUGUGCCCAGGAUUUGGGAAGUACCUCUAAGGCUGUCGGCUCCUCCAUGGCCCAGCUGCUGACAUGUGCUGCACAGGGCAACGAACAUUAUACAGGUGUUGCUGCCAGAGAAACGGCUCAGGCUCUGAGAACUUUGGCCCAAGCAGCCAGAGGUGUGGCAGCAAGCACCAAGGAGCCUCAGGCUGCAGCCGCAAUGCUGGACUCAGCCCAGUGUGUGAUGGAGGGCUCGGCCAUGCUGAUCCACGAGGCCCAUCAGGCUCUGGUUCACCCAGGAGAUGCAGAGAGUCAGCAGAGACUUGCACAGGUAGCCAAAGCGGUGUCACACUCCCUUAAUAACUGUGUGAAUUGCCUGCCGGGCCAGAAGGAUGUUGAUAUGGCCCUCAGGAGCAUUGGAGAGGCCAGCAAGAAGCUGCUGGUAGACUUUCUCCCUCCCUGCAGUAAGACAUUCCAGGAGGCCCAGACUGAUCUGAACCACACAGCUGCAGAACUAAACCAUUCAGCAGGCGAAGUCGUCCACUCCUCUCGUGGGACAAGCAGCCAGUUGGCUGCAGCGUCGGGGAAGUUCAGCCAAGACUUUGAUGAGUUCCUGGAUGCUGGCAUUGAGAUGGCAGGACACACCCAAAGUAAAGACGACCAGAUCCAGGUGAUUGGUAAUCUGAAAAACAUCUCCAUGGCGUCCAGUAAGCUGCUGCUGGCUGCUAAGUCCCUGUCCGUGGAUCCGGGCGCAGCCAACGCAAAGAAUCUUCUAGCUGUAGCAGCAAGGGCGGUGACGGAGAGUAUUAACCAGCUGAUAACGCUAUGUACCCAGCAAGCAGCGGGACAGAAGGAGUGUGACAAUGCCUUGAGGGAGUUGGAGGCUGUCAGAGGUCUCCUAGACAACCCCAACGAGCCUGUGAGCGAACUCUCCUACUUUGACUGCAUUGAGAGCGUCAUGGAGAACUCAAAGGUCCUGGGAGAGUCGAUGGCAGGCAUUUCUCAACACUGCAAGACAGGUGAUGUUCGAGCCUUUGGGGAAAGUGUGAGUUUAGCAUCCAAAGCCCUGUGUGGUCUGACAGAGGCGGCAGGACAGGCGUCUUAUCUCGUCGGCGUUUCGGAUCCCCACAGUCAGUCAGGUCACGAAGGACUGGUGGACCCCAUUCAGUUUGCACGCGCCCAUCAAGCUAUACAGAUGGCUUGUCAGAACUUAGUGGACCCAGCCAGUAGCCCCUCACAGGUCUUGUCUGCAGCAACAAUUGUAGCCAAGCACACCUCGGCUCUCUGUAACGCCUGCCGCCUAGCUUCCUCUAAAACCUCCAACCCGGUGGCUAGGAGGCAGUUUGUCCAGUCAGCCAAAGAGGUGGCCAACACCACAGCCAACCUGGUCAAAACCAUCAAGGUCAACUCCCCAACUGAUCAAAACGCUCUGGAUGGAGAUUUUUCCGAGGAGAACAAAAGCAGGUGCCGGGCUGCCACAGCUCCACUCCUCGAGGCUGUAGAAAACCUGUCAACCUUUGCCAACAACCCUGAGUUUGCAAGCAUCCCAGCUCAAAUAAGUAACGAGGGCUCAGCAGCGCAGGAGCCUAUUGUCCGUUCGGCCCGCUCAAUGCUCGAUAGCUCCACUUACCUGAUAGAAACGGCACGCUCGCUGGUCCUCAACCCCAAAGAUCCCCCUACGUGGUCCAUUUUAGCCGGUCACUCCAGGACAGUCUCGGACUCCAUCAAAAGUCUCAUCACCUCCAUUAGGGACAAGGCACCAGGACAGAGGGAGUGUGAUUACUCUAUUGACAACAUUAACAAGUGUAUCCGGGACAUUGAGCAAGCUUCUCUGGCUGCAGUUGGCCAGACUCUGCCUUGCAGAGAUGAUAUCUCCAUGGAAGCGCUCCAGGAGCAGCUGACAUCCUCAGUGCAAGAGAUUGGUCAUCUGAUUGAUCCUGUCUCCACAGUAGCCCGAGGCGAAGCCGCCCAGCUCGGGCACAAGGUGACCCAGCUCGCCAGUUACUUUGAUCCUCUCAUUGUGGCAUCAGUCGGGCUGGCUUCAAAGCUCCAAGACCAUCAGCAGCAGAUGACCAUCCUGGACCAGACGAAAACCCUCUCAGAGUCAGCCCUGCAGAUGCUCUACGCUGCCAAGGAAGGCGGAGGAAACCCCAAGGCAUGUCACACGCAUGAUGCCGUCUCCGAGGCAGCCCUGCUGAUGAGAGAGGCCGUGGACGACAUCAUGGUGACGUUGAAUGAAGCUGCGAGUGAGGGCGGCAUGGUCGGGGGCAUGGUGGAGGCCAUCGCCGAGUCCAUGUGCACGCUGGAUGAAGGAACGCCUCCAGAACCAGAGGGCUCUUUUGUGGACUACCAGACCACCAUGGUGAAGUUCUCCAAGGCCAUCUCCAUCACUGCACAGGAGAUGAUGACUAAGUCAGUAACCAGCACAGAAGAGCUUGGUGGCCUUGCCUCUCAGGUGACGGUGGACUACGGACAGCUCGCCCACCAAGGACGCCUUGCUGCAGCCACUGCAGAGCCAGAGGAGGUUGCUUUCCAAAUAAGGACACGGGUGCAAGAAUUAGGGCAUGGCUGCAUUUGUCUGGUCCAGAAGGCUGGAGCGCUGCAGCUCAGCCCCUCCGACAGUUUCUCCAAACGGGAGCUCAUUGAGUGUGCCCGAGCAGUCACAGAAAAGGUGUCCUUGGUACUGUCAGCACUGCAAGCAGGAAACAAAGGCACCCAGGCCUGCAUCACAGCAGCCAGCGCCGUUUCUGGGAUCAUCGCUGACCUGGACACCACCAUCAUGUUUGCCUCAGCUGGAACCCUGAGCCCUGAGAAUGAAGAGUGUUUUGCUGAUCACAGGGAAAGCAUCUUGAAGACAGCCAAGACGCUGGUGGAGGACACCAAGCUGCUGGUCGCGGGAGCUGCGUCCAGUCAGGAGAAAUUGGCUCAGGCUGCCCACUCAUCGGCCAAGACAAUCACUCAGCUCACUGAGGUGGUCAAACUGGGAGCUACCAGCAUGGGCUCUGAGGACCCCGAGACACAGGUGGUGCUGAUAAACGCAGUCAGGGAUGUGGCCAAGGCCCUGGCAGAACUCAUCGGUGCCACUAAAUGUGCCGCUGGCAAACCACCUGACGACCCCUCCAUGUAUCAGCUGAAGAGCGCUGCAAAGGUUAUGGUGACCAACGUGACGUCCCUUCUAAAAACAGUGAAGGCCGUGGAGGAUGAGGCCACUCGUGGGACGAGGGCACUGGAGGCCUCCAUUGAGUACAUCAAGCAGGAGCUGACAAAUUUCCAGUCCAAGGACGUCCCAGAGAAGUCCACUUCGCCCGAGGAGUUCAUCCGCAUGACAAAGGGCAUCACCAUAGCAACAAGCAAGGCAGUAGCUGCAGGCAACUCCGCUCAGCAGGAGGAUGUGAUCGCCACGGCCAACCGUAGCCGCAAAGCCAUCUCUGACAUGCUGACUACCUGCAAGCAAGCAGCACACCAUCCUGAAGUGGGGGAAGAGUCAAGAAGCAAGGCCUUGCAGUUUGGUUCUGAGUGCACAACUGGAUACAUCAACCUUCUGGAGCAAGUACUGCAGGUGCUGCAGAGACCCACACUGGAGCAGAAGCAGCAGCUGGCUGUGCACUCUAAGCAUGUGGCGGUGUGUGUGACAGAGCUCGUCCAGACAGCUGAGGCCAUGAAAGGAUCAGAAAGCGUGGACCCCGAGGACCCCACCAUCAUCGCUGAGACCGAGCUUCUCGGUGCAGCAGCAUCCAUUGAAGCUGCAGCCAAGAAACUAGAGCAGCUCAAGCCCAGGGCCAAGCCCAAGCAGGCAGAUGAGACUCUGGAUUUUGAGGAACAGAUUCUCGAAGCUGCAAAGUCCAUUGCCGCGGCAACCAGCGCGCUUGUUAAAUCUGCAUCAGCAGCUCAGAGAGAACUGGUGGCGCAAGGCAAGGUGGGAUCCAUUCUAGCUAAUGCAAUAGAUGAUGGCCAGUGGUCACAGGGCCUUAUAUCAGCUGCGCGUUUGGUAGCGGCUGCCACCAGUAACUUGUGCGAGGCAGCGAAUGCCUCGGUCCAGGGCCACGCCAGCGAGGAGAAGCUCAUCUCCUCAGCCAAGCAGGUUGCGGCCUCCACCGCUCAGCUGCUGGUAGCCUGCAAGGUGAAGGCAGACCAGGACUCUGAAGCCAUGAGGAGGCUACAGGCCGCUGGCAACGCUGUGAAGCGAGCUUCCGACAACCUGGUGAAGGCAGCUCAGAAAGCAGCGUUUGACAAGACGGAUGAUGACAGUGUUGUGGUAAAGACGAAAUUUGUUGGAGGCAUUGCUCAGAUUAUCGCAGCUCAGGAGGAGAUGCUGAGGAAGGAGCGGGAGCUGGAGGAAGCGCGGAAGAAGCUGGCUCAAAUCCGACAGCAGCAAUACAAGUUCCUGCCCAGUGAGCUGAGAGAGGACGAGGGCUGAUCAGCUGAGCAGAUCGGAUGCGAGCUGAUGUGCAAAUGAGACCUCCUUGUCAGGAGGAGAUGUUGCCAAUGUGCUAUCAGCUUCUUUGCUGUCACAAAACCAAUGACUUUACAGCACUUGAAACAGGCUUGUUUGGUGAGAAAAACAAGUGCCUGUGCUCUCUGUGUAUUUGUGGGAGUGUGUGCGUAUGUGUGUGGUAUGUGUUUGUCAUUGACAUUAAGACGGUUGGUAUUGUGAGCAACCUGCAGCAGUUGGAUUCAGUUCUGUGAUAAAUGUUUCUUUGCUUUGUUGGUGAUAGUGCUUCUUGAGUAUUACUGACUGUUACAAUUAUGAAUCAAAGAUAUCUCAAAUGCAGAAUUCCUCUAUAACCACUGAAUGUUCUGUAACUGUUGAGGAUUUAGAGCAAAUAUGAUGAACUAAUGAUAGUUCUGCAACUAAAGACUCGUGUAGCUCGUGUUUGAAAUGUAAAACUCCUCCAAGGAUUAAUAUAAAGGCAGGAAGGCGAUGCCUCUUUUCACCACUGACUUGCAUGCACCAUAAUCUCCAAACAUAUCAAGAAAGCUACUAACCAAUAGAGUAGUAUAGAGCCAAAAGGAGCUUGCAUUUUACUAAAAACGCAAAUCUGGGAAUCACUGUUAAAUCAGCAAAUCUUUAAAAAAAAUCAAUGAUUUAGAGUGGGUGGGUGAUCUAUCUCGACGCCACAGGGAAGUUCUGACUGAGCAGACUGACGAGUUAAAAUAACACCGUAGCCCAACACUUUUUUACAAUCGGACAAACUUCAAGAAAUUGUUAAAAAGCAGAAGGGUGUAAUGUGUAUUAUUCAGAGUCUGGACAAAAUAUGACCAAAUAUGUCUCACUGUUGGUACAUUAUUUAACUUAAUGUAACGCCACAGAGCUGCAUAAGGUAAUAUGAGUAUGUUUACAUUAUUUAUAAGGGUUUUUUUCUCUUUUGUCUUCAUGUUUGAAUUCUUCCACUAUUUUCACUGGUCAAAUUUCGUUUAAGUGCCCGAUACUGUACACAGACACGCUCGCAUACAGUCAUUUUCCUCCACGAAGUAAUUUCAUUUUUCGACCUACACCUGUAACAUCUACGGCAAUAUAUUACUCAUAUUCAAGACAGAUAAUAAUGAGUCUGCGCUGUCUUUGGUAAGAAACGAGUUGUUUGCAAUGUUUCUGGGUUCUUGAAUUAAAUUAGCAUACAUUAUGCUGUGAAUCUAAUGAUAUUUUUUGCACUGAAGACAGAACUUUUAAGCUUCCAUGAGAUGAAACCUCCAAAUAAACUAAAAGUAAAUAGUUUCAUGCCCUUAUUAAAUAAAGGUGUUUUCUUCUUCUUUUCCUUUUUAAAUCAGCUUGAUUAAAUAUAUAUAGCUGUAUAUUUUAAAAUGAUCAGCAGUUCAUGUCCUCAGUCUGUCCAUGCCUGUGUCUGGUCUGCAUUGAAUAUUAGUGCCUUACUUCUGCCCUGCGAGCGGCUGAAGACCGGGCUGGUGAGAGCCUGAGCCUCGUCCUCUCUGGAUCAGAACAUUAUGCCAAUCUAAUCCCACCUGGGGUGUUAAUAAACAAGUGUUUUGCUAUACAGCACAAUGCCUUGGCUGUUGGCCUACCUGCCGAUUAUGUCGUGAGGCUGAUAUAAAAGAGCAUCCGUGGACACUUUAGAUUUAGAGACUAACACUAGACUGCAGUCAAUGAGCAUGUGACAAUUUGUGUUUGAAGGUGAGAAGUUGUUGAAAUUCAUUUUUGCCAAGUCCCUCUUCAAUGUUGAGCUGAAUUAGUUCCUUAUUUCAUCGUCCAACCACUAAGAACAAAACGUUUUUAAUCUGUAAAUAUAAGAAUGACCCUAAAGUAUACUGUCUUCUGAUUUGUCCAACUAUUAACGGCGAUACAGUAAGAGUUACUCGUUCUGUUAUGAAUAGAUGUUGUGUUUUUUCUUUAACCAACCACGUGGGAUUUAUGAUUUGAUGCUGUAUGUACAAUAUUUAUCUGGUCACAAAGGUAUUUUUUGUAUCCACUAAAAAUAAAGA